This is a messenger RNA of Alternaria incomplexa, 2343 nucleotides long. RefSeq lists its product as uncharacterized. The record is from RefSeq and is a predicted model, not a curated record. Lineage: Eukaryota; Fungi; Ascomycota; Dothideomycetes; Pleosporales; Pleosporaceae. The transcript has 2 exons. Bases 1 to 2343 code for a protein of 780 amino acids.
AUGAUCGCACAGUCGCAAUCGCACGCCUCCGCUCUCGCCGAGAACAUCUGCUCUGAUUACAAGCUUCUCAACGACACUAUGAUUCGACACGAACCAUUGAUCAGGAAGAGAUGGAGCAAGAAGUCGGUCGCUCAAAGGAGUGAGAUUCUGCGAGCUGCCUGCCCAACAAUCGCUAUGGAGCACCAACCGGACUUCGCAUGGCGACACCAAAAUAUGCUAUUUGAAGAAGGCGCUGGUCCGAAGCCCAAGGAACACGUCGACGUAAUGCUUUGGCCAUUCAUCAACCUGGAGGAUCUUACGAAGCCGAAGUCCUUGCUCAUUUACCUGAACUCGAGGGCCCGCAAUCUACCAUGGACCUUUGCGACGGGUGAGGUUGCUUUCUCUCAGUAUGGCGUCCUAUGUUCCAGUUGUAAGCCGCGUGAGAUGUUGGCGACUGUACACUUCAUGCCCAAUACCGACCCUACAGUAUAUGGCCAAGUUCGGAGAGUUCAUGGCUGCUGUGGUCAAGUCGACGGGGAGAUGAUUCAUUGCGAUCUCAUCCAAGGCUUGCAGAUGUUGAAAAUGCAGCAGCGCAUCAUGAGAUUUCUGGUUUCGUGUUGCCGAUACAUCUUACACGACAUGACAGAGGAGGAGAUGCUGUCUGGACCAGUCUUGGAAGAGCCGCCAGUCUCAGAAAUCCUCUUGCCAGUGGAUGGCAGUCAUGUCAAUCUCGCCGACACCAUCGCGAUAGCGCCUUAUAUCAAGCGAGGGGAUCUGGAACUUGCCAGACUUCGAGGCUACGUCAACGCGAUGUACAGCGAAGCUAAGGAUCAUGUACUGUCUCUACGAGAAGAUCCCUCCUAUCUUGCGGACACAAUUAUCGACAAUUCGGAACACAGCCGUGAGCUUAUUCCGGAUGCAUGUGGUCGAAUCGAUCAAUCUGUUGAUACUCCAGAGUUCCUUAUGGGUGUCACAAGUCACAUAAUCUCACAGUCAUACCAGAGGCUGAUAAUGUGGUCCGAAGUCUCGGCAAGACUAGAUCAGCUUUGCUUGCACGCCCAGAACGGUACCGCUACCAAGAGUCAGCUACAGAGUGUCCUUGAUCUGGAGGCGCUACUUGAGCGCGCCCGAAGUUGCCUCUUGGGAGACGUCACUAGCACCAGUAUGGCGUCACCGACGAUGCGGAACUACUAUGAACGCAUAGUUUCUGGAUCAGGAGAUGGUCCAUAUACACAAAUCGCCAUCGCAGGAGGACACACACUUCCAACGGAGGGCGAAGCAUGGAUGCUGAGCGUGUUUCAUCGUCUGCUGGCUUUCAGUCAAAACGACUCUCGGAAGAACAUUAAUGGCUUUGCAGAGAUGUCUGGGGGUGAGAAAAUCAACGUUGACAUUGAUCUACACGCCACAUUGGACCGUCUAGACACUCUCUCACGCAAACAUCAAAGCGCGCGCGCUAUGCUUACAGCUCCUUUGUCGUCUCUCAUCAGCCAGCUCUCCGUUGUCGAAGAGUGUCUUCAUCAGAUUGAGUUAUGGAAGAAGUCAUCGGAAAUCUGGAUGCUACUUUGCACAUCCGGUAUGAAAGCCACAGAGUCGAACAAGGGAGACUUCUCGAUAAAUUGGGCUUAUUAUAUCUAUGCCUAUAACGUACCCGCUUAUUUGGUCAACCCAGCGCGAGGAAAGCUACGCUAUCCCAUCGAUAAGCCGCGAAACGCUCAGAACGUGAAGACAAUGCGAGACUCGGAGUCAAAUCUUGACAAGUUCUGGAGUUGUAUCGACUCUUUCUACGAGCGCAGGACGGGUGUUGCGCAAGAUGAAGUGGUACGUCGAUGCCUCCUGGAAGGUGGUGAGAUGCGCCGAACUGCUCCGUGGACUGGCCCAAGCGUUCCCACAGAGUGCUUCAAAAGCAUCGAGUACAAAGCCAUCAGCAACUACGACCACGAUGUUGCACUACAGAUUACCGGAACCUUCGAUAAGCCGGUCACACGGGGUAGUGCCAAGCGAAAGAAGCGCUACCAUGCUCCUGUGGACAUCACGCCGAUGACUCAAGUUCACGAGAUCGGUCAUCCAAGCCCCGAGAAGAAGCCCGAGAGAAUCUACUGCGUCGACAAGCAUCUUGGAGAGACACCGAAAGCGAUCAAGUGGGACGACUUCAAGCGCGCUAUGAUUCGAGCCGGCUUCUCUGCGGAAAAACUCCAAGGCUCAGCCUGGCAGUUUACUCCUAGUGUUUCUACGGAUGUCGCUCGUGGCAUUCAGUUUCAUGAGCCUCAUCCUGAUAGCAGCAUCCCCUACAUCAUGGCUCGGCGCUUUGGCAGGAGGCUGCAGAGGGUAUACGGCUGGCAUGGUGGUAUGUUUAAGUUGGCUUGA